This is a messenger RNA of Oncorhynchus kisutch (coho salmon), 2405 nucleotides long. Its product is annotated as fibroblast growth factor 18-like. The record is from RefSeq and is a predicted model, not a curated record. The coding region runs from base 38 to 625 and encodes 195 amino acids. The transcript has 4 exons. Lineage: Eukaryota; Metazoa; Chordata; Actinopteri; Salmoniformes; Salmonidae. Gene Ontology annotation, molecular function: growth factor activity.
AUCCUAAACCUAAUUGUCCCUUUCCAGAUGUAUCCAGAUGUUGCUGGUGAUGUGCAAUCCAUUACAGCAGGUGUUUGGCGUGGAUGGGGUUAACUUCAGUGUGCACGUGGAGAACCAGACCCGGGUGAGAGACGCUAUGAGCCGGCGGCACCACCGGGUCUACCAGCUCUACAGUCGCACCAGCGGCAAACACGUCCAGGUGCUGGGUAGACGCAUCAGUGCCCGCGGAGAGGACGGAGACAAAUAUGCCCAGCUUGUAGUGGAGGCUGACACCUUUGGUAGCCAGGUGAGAAUCCGCGGCAAAGAGACCAACUUCUACCUGUGCAUGAACCGCCGUGGCAAGCUGGUGGGAAAGAAGGCCAGUAAUAAAAGUGAAGACUGCGUGUUUGUAGAAAAGGUUCUGGAGAACCACUACACCGCACUAAUGUCGGCGCGAUACGCCGGCUGGUACGUGGGCUUCACCAAGCGGGGGCGCCCUCGCCGCGGCCCCCACACGCUGCCCAACCAGCAGGACGUCCACUUUAUGAAGCGCUUCCCACCAGGGGAGUACCCCGAAACCACGCCCUUCCGCUUCACAACAGUCAACAAGAGGAGUAAGAGGGUCCGUGCCCCCGGGACCCGCUAGCAGCUGACGCUAACGGCUACCAUCCAUCUACUGCCCAUUGCCGCCUGUACCUGCUUAUCCACUAACCGCUAAUGGGAUAACAUUGACCCUUCCUCUGGCCUUUAAUACAUGAUAAGUGGCUAAUUAGCGCCAUUGGACCCGGCUAACAUCAACUGCACCUGUUUCUGAAGCUAAUAGAUAAUGGACCAGUGCUACACAAACACUCCUUACCACCUGACCCCACCUACUGGGACAACAUGUACUCUCCUCCAGACCCUGGCUGGUAGGCCUACUAACUGGGCUAGUAGCACAGUACACCCCCUAACUUGACACUUGUCCCUACUACCUGUCACUGCCCCAGGGUUCACUAUUUCUGUCAAUUGACUGAAGGCCACUAAUAAUAACUUAAUUGUAUAGCGCUUUUCAACACAAGUAACAAAGUGCUUCACAUCAUAAAAUAAUCAAAUGAAAGUACUAACAAAAUAGAACAAGCCUAUAGCCCUGCUACUAGCCCGUCGACCUGGCCCACUCCCCUGCAAGGCCCAGAAGCUAUGACAAGGCCCCUGAAAGGUAGCUAAACUGACGCCCAGGCUUUCCACCUUAUGUAGGCCUCGUUUCCCUCCAACCCCCAAGCUUGAACAGAACGGUGCUAUUGCACUGUACCUUAGCAGUGGCCUGUUAAGCUCUGCUUUAGAACAAACAUACAAAAACUGGUCACUUGGCUGGUUUAGCACGCAUCUCUGCGUUAAGGUAAACGUGAUUGCUCUGAUAAAACAAGAAUGACUUCAGUGUGUUUAAACUCCUUAAAAUUACUUUGAAGGUUAAAAUGUAGCUAAGCUAGCGACACUGCAAUAGCCCCAACCUUUCUCCCAGGCUUGGACCAGAGCAGCUAUCCAACACUGUCCAGGACUGGAUGAUCGCCAAUGAUGGAGCGAAAGACAACGAGACGAGAGACAGACAGAAGGACAGACUGACAGAGAGGGGGACAGACUGGGGAACAGACUGGAGGUCUAUGGGACAGUGGCACCAUGAGAGAAAUGGUGGAGCAACAGGUGGACAAACGGGAAACAGGAAGAGGAACACAGGAAGUCAGUGAAGCGGAGGAUAAAGCCACAGAACAGGCCAGAAUGGCACCGUGGUGGAAUGGAUGGACUGCUUUGGAUGCACUUCUCUCUGCCUCACUCCCCUGGCGAGGAGAAUCUGUGUGAAUGAAUGUAUGUACAUUGUGUGAGUGUAUGUGUCAGUGUAAGGGCACCAAAGACCAUUUGUGAAGCUGUUUGGGGGGAAUCUGCCCUGUAUAACCUCCCCCAACGACUCACUAAAGGGACUGAAGCUUUAAGAACCAGAAUGUACAAACCAAGCUGCACCCAAAAUAAACAAACUCUAAUGACCACCAAAGACAACUGGAGACCAGCGACACAUCAACUCCCCAAGUCCCACCCCCAGGACAGAAUUCCCUCUUCUUAUAGGACCAGAGGGUGAUGACGGGUGCAUGGGGGGGAGGGUGCCUUCUCUUCAUAUUAGCGUUGCUAUAGAAACGACCCAGGGGAUGACGCUCCUGUGCAAUACCAUGGAUACAGAAUGCUGCUACCAGGACAUUCACUAAAGCACCAAAGUCUCAUACACAAAAUAUUAAAGGGAACAAUUUAUGAAAAGUUAUAUAUAUAAAGAUGACAAAAAAAACGAAAUAAGCAACCUUACUAUGAUUGUCACUAUAAUUGUUAUUAUAAAAUGAUUUAAUGUAUUUAUUUCAGCUGUUUGCUGAAGUCUUUCUAAAGUCAGUAAAGGUCACAGAAGCCUG